CAAAACACCCACUUCUGGUCUUUCCAGUUUCAUUUUAGUCAACAGUCAACACCCCCACCUUCCCUUCCUCAGUUCCUCCUUCGAAAUUCGAAUCCAAAACCGUAGAGACUGUAGUCUGUAUAUCAGCAGAGCGUGGGUUCUCUCAGGCUCUCAGCACGAGCUUCUAACUCUUCUUUCCAUACGACAAAAGAGAACUCAAAUCCCAGAGCCCAAACAUGGCCGGCGAGCCGGAUUCAGCUCCACAAACAAACACAGUCAGUCCUGAGUUCGAUGAUGACAGCAUUGCUGAGAUAGUGUCAAGGCUGCCGGCCAAAUCUCUACUUCGAUUUCGCUGCGUACGCAAGUCAUGGCGUGCUUUGAUCUCCAAUCCCUCUUUUGUUAAGCAACACCUGAGCAAAGUCAACACUAACCACCGCUUCAACCUCCUCGUCGGAACAAGGCCUUCCCAAGCUUCUGUAGUGAAGGUAGAUGAUGAUGGUGACGUUGCAGUCACACAAGAGCUCAAGUAUCCGGUAACGUCUGACUUUCCUGACUUUUUUCCUGUGAUCUAUGGUUCUUGCAAUGGCUUGAUUUGUAUGGAGUUUGAAAUGGGUAACAUCAUAUUAUGGAACCCUUGUACUAGAGAGUUCAAGCAGCUACCGCAACCUGAACUUGAUGGUAGAGAAUAUGACUUUGUGAGUUUCGUAUGUUUUGCUGGUUUUGGUUAUGAUUCCACCAUUGCAGAUUUCAAGGUAAUACGAGCCACUAAAAUAUAUGAAAAGCCAACCACACUUCAGGUAUUUACACUCAAAACGGGUUCAUGGAGAACCAUUACAGAUUUCAAUCGUAUUAGGGAAGAGAGUGAGUGCAUCAUUCUGCGAGAAAAGCAGGGCUUCUUACUAAACGAAACUCUACAUUGGGUAGCCCUUCUAAGCGGGGCAGAGUAUGAGGAAGGUACUUUGGGAAUAGUGUCUAUUGGUCUCGCGGAGGAGAAAUUUCAAGUGAUGGCACUACUCCCCUGUGGUCGCCCUGCUCCCAAUAGCCCCGUAUCUACUUCAGUUGUGAUGGUUGGGAAUUCGUUGUUUGUAUACCAUGAAUUUGGUAUAUGGUUGAUGAAGGAAUAUGGGGUAGAGGAAUCUUGGACCGAAGUUGCAUGCAUUUCCCCAGUGGUUUUACCUGAUCAACAUUUUAACAGCAUGUUGACACCUUUAUGCAUUUGUGACAAUGGUGAAGUUCUUCUCAAUCAUAGACAAGCCUUGGGAGUAUAUAAUCCGGAAGGAAAGACAUUUAGAAGUGUCACUUGGAAUUGCGAGGAGUAUUCUCCUCAGUGUGUUGCUUAUGUGGAGACUUUAGUUUCACCAUUGAACUGCAUUGGCGGAACCGCGCAAGUGAAAGUGGAGAACAAGGGUGCAAAAAUGGAGCUUCUAUCCUUAUAACUACCAGCUCCUCCGGGUUGGAGUAAGAAAGGCUUUGCUUCACUCUGUUAUUUCCGUCAUACUUUUCUAUGGCCUUUCCAAUCUUGAAUUUUUUGGUGGAUAGUUUAGCUUGAUUCAUGUUCAUUGACUUGAUUCCAAUCAUGGUUUAACUUGAUUCCAAUCAAUUUCCACCACAAAAACUCACUCACUAAUUUUUUGGUGGCUUUACUCUGCCAUUGCUGUUAGUGAGUUUUUGUGGUGGAAAUUGAUUUUAUGGUAAUGGGCAAUAGACUUAUAGUUGGGAUCUGAAUGUCGGAGUGGUCCUCAUUUCUCUGUCCAGUUCAAGCUACUGUGUUGGCUGAUUGUAACUUCUGUACAGCAUUUUCAUAGCUAGGACCAUACCCGAGUUGCAAUUGGAGUCUGAUUGUGCUGCACUCAUACAUGAUCGAACGUAGCAAAACAAGAUGUUGAUGUAUCACCUUUAGGAGUUCUUAUCAAAGACGCGAAGCUGUUUAAGUA
Rosa chinensis is the source of this 1913-nucleotide messenger RNA. Its product is annotated as F-box/kelch-repeat protein At3g23880. Bases 216 to 1415 code for a protein of 399 amino acids. Lineage: Eukaryota; Viridiplantae; Streptophyta; Magnoliopsida; Rosales; Rosaceae. The record is from RefSeq and is a predicted model, not a curated record. The transcript has 2 exons. Gene Ontology annotation, molecular function: protein binding.